AUGUACAAUCCUGAACUCGCGAAGACAAUAGUAAACAAACUGACGCCAACUCUGUGUUAUAGAUGCUACGACUUCUCAGUCAUGCAGCCACGUGUAGACCCUUACCUCAUCAAGAUAGAGAAGUUCUUCAAAAGGGAAGUAGAAUUGUGUGGACCCUACGCGCUGCCCGAACAGAUGACACCGCCCUCUAUAGUCGCACCACAAACGAAGACUCAAAGGAUCAACAACGUAACUGAGAAGACACACAUACCAAUAAGUAAGAAGAGGAGACAAGAACCCAGUGGCAUCUCUCACGCCACUAGGUUGGGUACUCCAUGGAAGCCAGACACGAAGCUUCGGACGGAACAUCGAUUUCGUGUCACACAUCGCGAGGAUCCAGACGAGAAUCUAAAAGACCUCGUGAAGCGAUACUUCGAGAUGGACGCACUCUGCAUAAAACCCAAGAGACCGAAGACUGAUCCAGAAGAACAAACACUUCGUAUCUUGGAAAGGACCACAACAAAUAUAGAAGAAGGAAGAUUCCAGACCGGUCUUCUCUGGCGCAAAGACGAUUUCAAGUUACCAGACAACUAUAAAAACUCGCUGAAGAGGCUCUUCAAUAUAGAAAAGAAGAUCGAUCGUGAUUCCACGUUAAAGAAGAAGUACGUGGAUCAAAUGGACGCUCUCAUCGCAAAGGGGUACGCCGAACCCGCCCCAAAACCAGACAGAAGACGGAACGAGUUCUGGGUGUUGUCUGGAAGAUCAACUCAGACAAACUCACCUUCAACCUCAAUUUAG
Messenger RNA from Parnassius mnemosyne (clouded apollo), 777 nucleotides. Lineage: Eukaryota; Metazoa; Arthropoda; Insecta; Lepidoptera; Papilionidae. The record is from the annotation of a GenBank genome assembly.